AUGAAUGACUUCUUGAUGGGUGUGAUGGUUCUUUGUUUGGCGAUUCAUGUCCGGCGUAGGAACGGGUCACAACAAGCCAUCAGUUCUGGGAUCGAGGGUACAAUUCUACCAUUACUGAAGCAAGCUCAUGACAUCUGCUUGGAGAAAUUUUCUGUCAGUCGGGAUGCAGGGUGUGUUGCACGCGCAGUCAAGGUUAUUCUCGAGGAACAACUGGUACCAGAGCGCGAAAAUAUAGCGGCAUUGCCUGUAUUAGAGAAUGCGUGGCAAGACAGAAAUUCUCUAGGAUGGUUAGAUCCCUUUUAUAGUGAAGAGACUCAAAUAGACUGGGGUUUGUUUGACUCGCUGAUAUCUGUUCUCGUUGACGCGUACGGAUCGUGCCGUGAUAGUGGGGCGAAGAGCAGCGGAGAUUACAUCAUGCUGCAAAACAACUUGAGCUUCAAGCCAUUCUCACCAUUGUUCAUUCUCCACUACGCACUAACUCAUACUGUGUUUCAAUCAAGAAAAUCUCCCCAAAAUCUCACUAUAAUAUCCAUAUUGGCUCGAGUGUCACAAUCAAUUCGUUUUAAGGCCUUGCAUCGUGUGCGCCCAGCGGCCAUGGCAAGCGCCGACCAAAAGUCCUUCUUGGGGUCUUUCUCUCCAUGGAAUACUCCAACAAGAAGCUCCACACCCCAGGUAGAUCGUCCGCCCGGGGAAGUACUUCAAAGAUCUCAAGGUGAGGAUCAUACGGUAACUCAUCGACACAAGCUGAGCCAGCGCCAUUACCCCGCGGACUGCCCGCCUUUGAAAGUGAGAUGGUUCUAUGCUGUGGAUUCACCAAAGCGAAAAACUACCCUCCUCGAGCCCAAAAAAACCGACCAGAAGCCUCCUCCUCCACCUAAGAAAUUUAUUCCCUUCUCGUUGAAAGAUUCACAGGCUAUCGAAGCUACAUACUUGCAAUUAUCGGAAAUCGAAGACUCCAAAGAUAGUCCCCAGUCACAAUCGGAUACAACAACGUCAAUCUCAAAGAAAGUCCCAGUGAACGAGGAUUAUCUGUUUGAUGUUGAUAUUGAGCAACGGGAACUGGGACCAGCUUAUUGGAUGGGCCCCAUUUAUGAAGUCCGUCGUGGCACCUGGUUCUUCCAGGAUGGGUCAAAUUUGAAACCAUGUGAAGAGAAUCUUGCAACUCAACUGGAAGAAGGAUACCUCAAACUGCAUCCGUGGCGAACAAAUAACGGGGAAACAAACCAAUUUGAACCUGGAAACAUCAAAGAUCGGCUAAAUCGAUCGGAAGAAAAACCAGAGGCCCAGCCUCAGAAAUCCACAAAGUCUACAUCUAGCGCUGGAAACGACGCAUCUGCUUCUUUGUUGGAAUCUCAGCCAUACCGUCUAUUCGGAGCCUAUAUGAAUAAAGUUGUUCUCUACCAGGAUGCUUCAACCGCCUGGCUUAACACAGACGAUUUCAUGUCUCGCGUCAGCACCACCGUAUACCAGAAGCUAGGUGGUGUAGCGGGUACAAAGGUCGUGCGUGGACUGUCAGAGCCCAAACGAACAAAAGAGACAACAGAUUCUCGAGCCCAAGAGCAGAAAACCAGUGAGAAGGCUGUAGAAAACAGCCCUGGAAGCACAACCGCGAAAUUUACACAAAAAACUCGCCCUGGCCAUAUAGAUUCAUCAAAAGUGGAAGAUUUGGCAGAGGAAAGCCCUUUUGAAAGACGACCAAAGUCUACCCUAGAGCGCCAGAUGUCAUCGCUUGCCGGAGAGCCGCAGAACCCAGCGGAACUUGAGGAACAAGCUCGUCGCCAGGAGGAGCAAGAGAUGGAAGACUCACGAGAAGUCGACAGUGAAGAUAGAGAACGGGACGUUGAUCAUUUGGUUCUGGUCACCCAUGGCAUUGGUCAACGACUUGGACUGCGGUUGGAGAGUAUCAAUUUCAUCCACGACGUGAAUGUCCUUCGGAAAACGCUCAAAGGUGUUUAUAAAGCUUCACCUGAUCUUCAAGCCCUCAAUUCGGCAUUCGCAGACAACAGCGGAAACUGUCGCGUGCAAGUGCUUCCGGUAUGCUGGCGCCAUCUGCUGGAUUUUCCUUACCGUGGUGUUCGUCAGAACCGAAAGGAACUUGACCUCGCCGAUGCGGACUCAGUUGAGGAUGAUGCCUAUCCUAGUCUGGCGGAUAUUACACUGGACAGUGUACCAGCUGUGCGCAAUCUGAUUUCGGAUCUGGCAAUGGAUGUACUGCUUUAUCAAAGUGGAUACUGCGAGCAUAUCUCCACCAUCGUGAGGCAAGAAUGCAAUCGUAUCCUUCAACUCUACAAAAAACGCAACCCAACUUUCAAGGGAUCCGUCAGCCUUGUUGGUCAUUCCCUUGGGAGUGCGAUUUUAUUUGAUAUUCUGUGUCACCAACCGGACAUCGUUGACCGACCCCAGGAGGAUAAAACUCGAGUGGGGGAGAGCUAUGAUGCCCCAGAACCUCAGAGCAAAGGUUCGAAUGCCUUGAACUUUGAAUGUGAGGAGUUUUUCUGCCUUGGAUCACCCAUAGCACUCUUUCAAAUGCUAAAGGGGAAAACGGUUGCGGGAUACUCCCCCUUGGUUGUAAAAGACCGCAAAAGUGCACUGGAUGUUGAACUUGACUCCAAACAAGCUUCACACAGUAGCUCUAUUAGACAGGAUGGGAUUGACGCCACUACUAUUGCUUCUGCCCCUAAGUGUCGGGAUCUUUACAAUAUCUUCCAUCCAUCAGACCCUGUCAGCUAUCGUAUUGAGCCGCUCGUUUCCCCUGCGAUGGCAAGCCUCAAGCCUCAGCCUCUGCCAUCUGUGAAGAAGAGUUUAUGGACUGCUUCAGGUCAGAGUCUCUCCAUGCUUAGAGAUCGUAUGGGCCAGAGCGUGGGCUCUCUUUGGAGCAACUUCACGUCCGGAGUGGCGAGUAGCUUAUUGAACCGCCACCUGGGUUUGAAUUCCGACGACGUAUCUUCCACCGAUAAAACGGCUGAUCCUCAUGGACACAAACGUAAUCAAUCGGGAUCUGUUGGCUCCUCGCAUGAAUCUGAGGAUCAAUUCCAGACAUUGAUUGACCCCGAUCUCGAAACCCUCUAUGAUGGAUUUCAGAAGAGUCGCAGUAUACAUAGGAAGAAGGACUCAAAUUCUAAUUCCGGUGACUUUGAAUCAAGUGUCAGCUCCGAGGAUCAUGAGCGAAAGAUGAAAUUCGAAGAUGCCAAAGUGCGAUCAUUGAAUUCCAAUGGUCGCAUCGACUACAGCGUGCAAGAAGGAGCAUUUGAUAUCUCUCUUAUUGCUAGUAUUGCUAGUCAUCUUACAUAUUGGGGAGAUGAAGAUGUGAAUCACUUCAUAUUAUCCCAAAUGUUAUCGCGUAAAUCUCGGCAUCGGAGAAAGCGCGAGUCAUAG
Messenger RNA from Penicillium malachiteum, 3375 nucleotides. RefSeq names its product DDHD family phospholipase. Gene Ontology annotation, cellular component: cytoplasm. Gene Ontology annotation, molecular function: metal ion binding; glycerophospholipase activity. The transcript is spliced from 4 exons. Bases 1 to 3375 code for a protein of 1124 amino acids. The record is from RefSeq and is a predicted model, not a curated record. NCBI's taxonomy places the organism in Eukaryota, Fungi, Ascomycota, Eurotiomycetes, Eurotiales, Aspergillaceae.